This is a messenger RNA of Mugil cephalus (flathead mullet), 3389 nucleotides long. RefSeq names its product ubiquitin-conjugating enzyme E2 H-like. Bases 349 to 900 code for a protein of 183 amino acids. Gene Ontology annotation, cellular component: nucleus. The transcript has 7 exons. NCBI's taxonomy places the organism in Eukaryota, Metazoa, Chordata, Actinopteri, Mugiliformes, Mugilidae. Gene Ontology annotation, molecular function: ubiquitin conjugating enzyme activity. Gene Ontology annotation, biological process: protein polyubiquitination; ubiquitin-dependent protein catabolic process. The record is from RefSeq and is a predicted model, not a curated record.
CUUUACUGAGUGUCACAGACGACACACCACCGGAGUGAGUCGUGUUCCUGGAGUGUAUUUCUAUGCGUGGGCCCCUCCUCUGCUCGGUCUGGUCGCUGGAGGUUGAUGUCACAGGCAGCGAGAGUCUCCAGGACAGGACACAACUAGGCAGAGCUGGUCAGAGAGGCACUCCGGAUCCACUGAGGGCAGAAAAAGUGGGCGAUGUUGCAGCUGGGAUCUUGUUUGCGGACCCCGUGGGAAGACUGUUGAUACAGUCCAGAGGGCUCGUAGGUAUUUCCAGGCUGAGAGCUCGAGGUAGCGUUAUAGCCGCAGUAUUUUUAGAUCACUUCUUGAAAGGAAUACAAAAAAAUGUCGUCUCCAAGUCCGGGCAAGAGGCGAAUGGACACCGACGUGGUGAAACUCAUUGAGAGCAAACACGAGGUCACCAUCCUUAGUGGACUCAACGAGUUCGUGGUCAAGUUCCACGGACCGCCUGGAACACCGUAUGAAGGAGGCGUGUGGAAGGUUCGAGUGGAUCUACCAGAUAAAUACCCCUUCAAAUCCCCAUCAAUAGGAUUCAUGAAUAAAAUCUUUCAUCCCAACAUCGAUGAAGCGUCAGGGACUGUGUGUUUAGAUGUCAUUAACCAGACAUGGACAGCUCUCUAUGACCUCACCAACAUCUUCGAGUCGUUCCUCCCUCAGCUGCUGGCCUACCCCAACCCCAUUGAUCCUCUGAACGGGGACGCGGCCGCCAUGUACUUGCACCGGCCGGAGGAUUAUAAACACAAGAUCAAAGAGUACAUCCAGAAGUACGCCACAGAGGAGGCUCUAAAGGAGCAGGAGGAGGGAGGCGGCGACUCCUCCUCCGAGAGCUCCAUGUCGGACUUUUCGGAGGACGAGGCUCAGGACAUGGAGUUGUAGUGAAGGCGGAGCCCCCCUUCACCUCACAACAGACUGUCAUUUCCUAAAGAGCAAGAAACUCAGUGCUAUAUUCAUAUUUAAACGAGACAAUUUUUUUACAGCAACACAAGGAUUUUUAUUGCUACACGAGGAUUUGCAGUACGAUAUUGCAGAAUAUUAUCUUAGGAAUUCAUCGCCACCGGCCCCCUCAUCUUCAUCCAGAGAGCCCGUUCAGAUCCAAGAGGAAGCACUUCGUUGUUUUCCGUCAUCGUUUGUGGCUUUUUUUUGAAACACUGCCUGAGUCUAAGCAGAGCAGUGAGACCAUCACAGGAGGACACAAAACUGUUUUCCCCAUUUGUACCACAGACCAGGCCGCUCCUCCUCGUCCUCCUCCUCCUCGUCCGCUGUUAACACGCUCAAGUUCUUUCCCCCCCCCCCCCCCUUUCACCUUUUCACCGCGUCGUCGGGGCGUCGUUGCCCCGGCGACGGAAGACCGCACGGUGACAAUCCACGAUUUCGUAGCGGUCUUUAGUUCUUUGCCACCGCCGCCAUGAGGAGUUUCCCAUCGGUGUCAUCGCAUCUCAAGACGUCCAGCGUGUCCAGACGGCCUCUCCAGCAGAACCGCCCUCUGCGCAAACCUGCAGACACAUCGCACACGAUCAAACAACCAGCACAUCAAUCAUGACAAAACGCCACAGCAUGUGUGUGUGUGUGCGUGCGUGUGUGUGUUUGUGCGCAUGCCUGAAUGUAAUCCAUUGAUAUCUUGUGUUGUAACCGGCCCCCGGAUGCUCAGCAGAAGAUCCGAAGAGAGAGGCCUCUUCUUCGUCCCUCCCUUCUCCAGCGUCCGUCUCCUCCUCCUCCUCCUCCUCCUCCUCUCCGUUUUAGGAAAGUGUUCGUCAUUCUCUGAGUAUCUUUGUAUAUUGUGGCAUGACACAAGUAAGAAGUAAAGUUUUUGUAGGGCUUUCUUUGUGGAGCUGUAUCGCUUGUAGACAUGAAGAGGACGUUUGUGUGAGCCAGGCCGGGUUUUGGUGGGCGAAGGGAUUAUCCAGGUCCUUGUUGAACUGUUGAAUUUCUUAACUCUGCCUAUUGCUUGUGUUGAACUAUAAUAGGUGUUUGACUUGCGUAGGGAUAGUUAGUUUCUUCUUCUUUCCUUUUUUUCUUUGCAGGUGGUGAGUCCUAUCAUAAUGUAUGGUUUAAUACUUCUAUAAUACACUAGUUUAAAAAACUACUCGUCCUGGAAAGAUGAGGAGAAUUACACAUCUUUAUCUGUGGGAUGGCCUCCAAAGAAAUGUUGCACCCCCUUUUCUUCUGUAAACGUGUCCAUCGAAGAUGAUUUACGUUGUUUGAGCCGUUCAGCGCGGUCACAUUUACCUUUUCUUUUUCAUGCUGUUUGUGGCCUGUUGUUUUCCAAAAUGGUGGGACCAAAAUCUGAUUGAUCUACAGGCGUUCGUUUCAUGUUUCCCAAAACGAGGAAUUCCCCAGAAAGAGUUUACACUGAUGUUGAGUUGAUGAUAAUUUUUUCCUCAAAGGGUCAAACUCUCUGAUUAGUUCAGACUUAAGUCCAAGCACAUGUUGAUUACUCACCAGAGGACACUUUAAAACAGUUUGUCCUUGUUUACCCCCCCAAAAAAAGGUUCAUGUGCCUGUUUGCGAUAAUGUGGAGGAGGUGUUUCCAGAGCGGUGACCGUUUACCACUCUUUGUUUUUUGUUUUAGUGGCUUGAAGCCUGAUACAGUAGAUGUUUGUAACAUUGCAGAUCAGAUUGUUAUUUCUGUAAGGAAUCAAAAACCAGAAUAUUGCCACCACCAGAGGGGUUUGUUUCUUCUUGUCUGAAGAGAAACUGAUUAAAAUCAAACAUUUAAUGACUAAUCCCUUAACAAAAAAAAAAGAGAAGAGUAUCUCAUCCAUUGUGUCUUUCAAGAAGGUGCUGACCUUCAUUUAUACUUUAACAUAUGUUGGUAAAACUGGCACGUCUCAGUUUUUUUGACAUGACAUUAAAAAUGUAUAUGUUAAAUAGCCUCAUUAAAAUGGCUCUAAUUAGCCUUGGUAACCAAAUAUGUGUUGGUGUAAGUUAACCCGACGUCUCGGUCAGUUUUCAUUCGCCACUAAAACAACCCACUGUCCAGCCUUGUUGUCGUCCAUCAUAUUACUUUUUUUUCUCCUUUAAUUUUUAUUAAUGAAACUCAUAUAUUUCAUGCCUAUAAUUUGUUUUAAUGCUUUUAUUUUUAAUCGUUUGAGCCCAGGAUUACAGAUCAAGAUAUCCCAGAUUUUUAAAAGGCAAAAAAAUGAAUAAAUGUGCUUCCCUUGUAACUCGGAGAGAGAAAUAAAUAAGAGUGAAAAAUAAAAAAAACAUACAAUGUCAUCAUCUUGUUUCUGUGUGCGGUGGGUGAUGAGGUCCGAAAUAUGUUUUUCACGUUUCCUGAUUUGUCUGAUUAAUUAUCUCUGUAGCCUGGACUGGUGAGUUUAAAGUGGUGAGCUGGAAUAAAAUAGUGUUAUUUUGGGGAAACUCAA